Molecule: messenger RNA, 2441 nt
Organism: Pimephales promelas (fathead minnow)
Lineage: Eukaryota; Metazoa; Chordata; Actinopteri; Cypriniformes; Leuciscidae
Gene: pip4k2ab
Product: phosphatidylinositol-5-phosphate 4-kinase, type II, alpha b
Biological process (GO): phosphatidylinositol phosphate biosynthetic process
Cellular component (GO): plasma membrane
Molecular function (GO): 1-phosphatidylinositol-5-phosphate 4-kinase activity; 1-phosphatidylinositol-4-phosphate 5-kinase activity
Source: RefSeq, a predicted model, not a curated record
CAGCUGAGCUAAAGCAGAACUGUCAGACUGACCCAACUGCUGCUUAUAUACAGGCGCAGUGGAUGUGGCUCCCGGUCUCGGUCGGAACUUCAACAGGACAGUGGUUGUUUUAUUAGUAUUUUGCCGGCUUUUUAUUACUUACGUUCGCAUUGAGAGAUUUGUUUGGGAUCGUACCACAAUAACCAUUGUUAACGGGUUUUCGCCAUGAUUUAAACUGAGGCGACACACCUUUUUAAAGAGGUAUCUGCGUUCUGAAUCAGUAUCCGUACUUUCUAUUAGUAUUUCAUGUUACGCCUCAUGAUGGACACGGAUGUCAUUCAUUUGAGCUUCUGGGGUGCUUUACCUGGCGAGCUUAAGAUUUAGCUUGCAAAGCGGUGUGUGUGAAUGAGCUUGUAGCGCACACAUCCUGCCAACAGUAACCUUCAAGCUAACGUCAAUGACAGCUAGCAUUUAGCUGGUGGGAGUUGGAGGAUAGCGGGAUUUCUGAGAGAGAGUUUUCAUCGUUCGUCAUUUGCGCGUUUGCAGAGGGAUGCAUGAACGCGAUGCAUUAAAUAACGAAAGGGACAAUUUGCAUGUCGAGAUCCGGUGGAGCGCCGCUGAUUCUGAACAGCUUGUGUCAAGACAUCGCCACAGUGCCACGCACCGAGAGGGAUUUCAUUCAUCCGAGCCUACUCGCUAAACAUGGCCUCUGCAGCCUGCAACCUUGCUGCAACCAUCGCCAGCAAAACCAAGAAGAAACAUUUCGUGUCUCAGAAGGUGAAGCUGUUUCGGGCCAGCGACCCGCUGCUCAGCGUCUUGAUGUGGGGAGUGAACCACUCGAUAAAUGAACUCAGUCACAUUCAAAUUCCUGUUAUGCUGAUGCCUGAUGACUUCAAAGCCAACUCGAAAAUCAAGGUGGACAACCACCUCUUCAACAAAGAGAACAUGCCAAGCCAUUUCAAGUUUAAGGAGUACUGUCCACUAGUCUUCCGCAAUCUAAGGGAGCGGUUCUCCAUUGAUGAUCAGGAAUAUCAGAACUCCCUGACACGCAGGGCCCCGAUUCCCAGUGACGCUCAGGGCCGCAGUGGAGCUCGUUUCCACACUUCAUACAACAAGAGGUACGUCAUCAAGAUCAUCACAAGCGAGGACGUUGCCGAGAUGCACAACAUUCUGAAGAAGUACCACCAGUAUAUAGUCGAGUGCCAUGGAAACACGCUGCUCCCUCAGUUUCUGGGCAUGUAUCGCCUCACAGUGGAUGGAGAUGAGACCUACAUGAUCGUCACUCGCAAUGUUUUCAGCCACCGGCUGCCUGUUUACAAAAAAUAUGACCUGAAGGGAUCCACUGUGGCAAGAGAGGCUAGCGACAAAGAAAAGCCCCGCCCACCUGAUGAGGCUCCAUCCAAAUCACGCAUGAGCCAAAAGCUACAAACCAUCCGGAUUGCCACACGCUUUUACUGCGCCAUAAGACACACCAAGGAGCUUCCAACUUACAAAGACAAUGACUUCAUCAAUGACGGCCAGAAAAUCUACAUAGAUGAGGAAAACAAGAAAAUGUUCCUGGAGAAACUGAAGAAUGACGUAGAGUUCCUGGCCCAGCUGAAGCUGAUGGACUACAGUCUGCUGGUGGGGAUCCAUGAUGUGGAGCGAGGGGAGCAGGAACAGCCCGAGGAGGAGAGUGAAGACAAUGAUGCUGGCGAGGAGGAGGGAACGGAGAGCGACGGAGGGGCCACUGGCUCCCCACCAGACAGCCCCAGUAACACACUAGACAGCAAUAGACCUCUGGGCCCGGGAGAGUUUGACCCCGUCAUUGACGUAUAUGCCAUCAAGAGCCAUGAAAAUGCUCCUAAAAAAGAAAUUUACUUCAUGGCGGUGAUUGACAUUCUCACACCAUAUGAUGCCAAGAAGAAAGCAGCCCAUGCAGCUAAGACAGUCAAACAUGGGGCAGGGGCAGAGAUCUCCACGGUCAACCCCGAGCAAUAUUCAAAGCGCUUUUAUGACUUCAUCACCACCAUCCUGUCCUAACCGCAGAAUCACAGGUGGUCACAUAUGAGCUCAUAUCCUAAGAGAGGUUUCGCUGGUCUAACCGAUACAUUGUCUCUCUGCCGCUUGUCAAAGGAUCACUUCUGAGAUCAAUCAAGAUCUUUUUUUUUUUUUUCGUUUACAGUUUCUUUUUCCUCCUCUGUUCGGUUUCUCAGUAGGUUUAUGGCUCCAUGUGAUGUGAUAUAGUCAUGCAUAUAUAGCGUUCUGUAUCUUUGUGUUAGAUAUUGUUGAUUGAGAAAUGGAGUAAUGUUGUUUGUGCCCAGCUACGUGGUAUGAUUAUCAUACUGGAAUUCUCAAAGCUGCUUAUAUAUUUAUUGUCCUUUUGUUUUCUCUAGAGAAAAAUUCACUGUUCUUAAAGGAGUAGUUCACUUUUAAAAAAAAACUUUUGCUGAUAAUUUACUCACCCCCAUGUCAUCCAAGAU